UACACAAGGCUGCGGCCCUCCAGGACUGCAGUUUGACACCCCUGGUCUAGCGCUUCCAAUUUGCGUAGGAACUACGACUCCCGAAAGGCAGUUCGGCGGCAUUUACUUCGCCGAAUUCGGUUCUGAAGCAGGCGCGGCGCAUUGUAUUUGAAUGCAUGUGGGUAACAUGGAAAGAGAGAGGGUUAGGGCAAAGAAAGAUCUUCCCGAGAGCAGAUCAUAUCUCCUGGUACUUCUCUGUGAAAUCAGCGAAUGAUAAGCGGGUCCGUUGUGGGUAGCUGGGGUGCUCCGCUGCUCGGCGUGCGGAAACGUUUGCUGGCUUCCUGAAAGCUGGAGUGCUGUAGAGCUGUCACUGAAGUUGAGCCCUGAAAUUGUUUAUCAUUGAGAGUAACUGUACCUGCCUGUGGUGCAGCUUAUACGGGCGAUCAGAGCUGCUUUUCUCUGCGAAUGCACAAAUGCCUCAUGAUUCAUUAUACAGUUCUCUCUUUAAAGUGUGUUAGCUGUCGGUAUAGUCUUGUAUAAAGUGGCUAGCUAUAUGCCAGAUGUCGCUGCUUUUUAUCUAGUUCGUGCGUUGGUUCAUUCCAGUCUCCGAAGCAGAUAAAUACCGCUUAAGUAACAUAACGUGUCCGGAUCAGCCACGCAAUGGAGGACUAUGGUGAGGAUCUGAACGCCAACCAGCACUGCCGUGCAACCGGAGAUGCCACGCUGGACAAAGCGAUUUAUCAGUGGAUCACUUGGGAUAAGAACCCCAGAACACGGGCCCAGAUCGAGGCGCUGUUGGGUGAUGGGAAUCUGGAGGAACUGCGCCGCAGACUUUGUGCCCGGAUGGCGUUUGGGACUGCCGGCUUGAGGGCCACCGUGGGGGCUGGCUUUGCGCUCAUAAACGACUUGACCAUUAUCCAGUCAACACAGGGCAUGUACAAAUAUCUGGACAAAUGCUUUCCUGAUGUGGGUACCAGAGGUAUAGUAAUUGGCUAUGACACAAGGGGACAGGAAGCAAGUGGCUGUAGCAGUCAACGGCUCGCCAAGUUAACUGCAGCAGUUAUGCUCUGUAAAGACGUCCCCGUGUAUCUAUUCUCCACUUAUGUGCCUACUCCCUUUGUGCCGUAUGCCGUGAAAAAGCUGAGAGCAGCUGCAGGUGUGAUGAUCACCGCCUCUCACAACCCUAAAGAGGACAAUGGAUACAAGGUCUACUGGGAGAACGGAGCUCAGAUCUGUGCACCCCAUGACAAAGAGGUUAUCAGGUGCAUAGAGGAGAGCUUGGAGCCCUGGGCUGAGUCUUGGAAUGAGAACCUGUCUGAUAGCAGCCCCUUGAGAAAAGACCCUCUGGAGGACAUAUCCAGGUGUUACAUGGAAGAACUGGCUUCUCUUUGCUUUCACAGGGAGCUGAACUCCAGGACGCCGUUGAAGUUUGUUCACUCUGCUUUUCAUGGAGUUGGGCACAACUAUGUUCAGAUGGCCUUCAGAGAAUUUGGCUUUUCUCCACCAAUUCCUGUGCCGGAGCAGAUGCUCCCCGAUCCAGAGUUUCCCACAGUCAGCUGUCCCAAUCCAGAAGAAGGAGAGUCUGUAUUGGACCUCUCUUUUCGCCUGGCUGAGAACAAGGGUGCUAGGAUAGUUCUGGCCACUGACCCAGAUGCGGAUCGAUUGGCUGUUGCAGAAAUAUGUGACAACCGAUGGAGAGUGUUUACAGGCAAUGAGCUGGCGGCUCUGUUGGGCUGGUGGAUGCUGCUGAACUGGAAAGACCAGCAUCCUGACGCCGCUGAGACGGAUAAGGUGUACAUGCUGGCCACCACAGUGUCCUCGAAAGUUCUCCAGGCCUUUGCACAAAUCGAAGGCUUCCACUUUGAGGAAACCUUACCAGGCUUCAAAUGGAUUGGGAAUAAAAUCCAUGAACUCGAAAAGAAAGGAAAGGUGGUUUUGUUUGCCUUUGAGGAAUCCAUAGGUUUCAUGUGUGGAAGCAUGGUUCCUGAUAAGGAUGGAGUCAGUGCUGCGGUUGUGGUGGCAGAGAUGGUAUCCUAUCUAAAUGACAAGAACCUCACCUUGAGCCAGCAGCUGGAGAACAUUUAUGAAAUUUAUGGUCUACAUAUAUCAAGAACAUCCUACGUCAUCUGCUACGAUUCUCCCACCAUCAAACGAAUAUUCUCCGGGCUUCGUAAUUGGGGCGGCAAGGAGGGGUAUCCAGAUUCUUGUGGAGGUUACAAAAUUACACACAUCAGGGAUGUGACUACAGGCUAUGACAGCAGUCAGCCUAACCAUAAAUGCGUUCUGCCUGUGAUGAAGAGCAGCCAGAUGGUCACCUUCACCUUUCAGAAUGGCCUUGUAGCCACACUGAGGACAAGUGGGACAGAACCCAAAAUCAAAUACUAUGCAGAGAUCCGCGCACCUCCUGGAAACAGGGAUGGUUCCAGUCUGAAGGAGGAACUGCUUAAGGUAACAGGAACUCUGGUUGAGGAGUUCCUUGAACCUGACAAGAACAACCUUGUACGCCGAUCUGUCUGAGCACUGGUGUUCCUGUCUAUCAACUUAUUUUAAUGGUCUGAUUUUUAUUUUGUUGUGUUAUUGGGACUGCAAGUGUCCUCCUUUGUUGUUGUGUACAAUGUGAUGGAAGUUGCUUGCAGUUUCAGUUCAUUUGAGGCGUGCUUUCUACAAGCCAUACUGCAGAUUCAAAGUAAUGCGUCUAUGUACUGUAUUGUGCAUAGUAGAUGUUUAGUUUGUAGUACAGGAUUCAGUUUCAUGAAUCAGUCAUGAUACAGUAGGUCAACGUAGGGAAGUCCACCACUGCAAGGUUCACAGUUGUGUUGAGUAAAAUAAGACCUGGUCAGCUUUUGCUCAUAACCAUGUGUAUCCUGCUGUCAUUUCUCUCUCCAUUUAACCACAGCAAUGGCGAACAAUUUUGCUUUCAACUUCAAUCCAGCCCUUUCGUUUGUUACUGGAGACAAAAUCAUUUUUAUUUUUCCAGAUAUCGAUUGAAUACAAAACCUGUUGCGUUUCCCUGUGUAUUUAAAAAAUGCCAGACUCCAUUUCCUAACCUUGCUUGAAAAUUUGCUCUGCAGUGGCAAAUACAUACAGGUUCAUUCAUCAUAUUCACUUAUGUCAUCGAGGACAUAUCACAGACUAGAUCACAUCUACCAUUUUUACUGUUGGUGGUCAAGGUGUCUGUUAUAUUUUAAAUAUUUUUAGCACAGACUACACAUUCAUUGCAUUUUCAUUCCAUCAAAAAGACAUGAUGCAGCCAUAAUUCAUUAUCAUCCCAGAGGGAGAAGCUGGUCUCUUUGGGGGUGGGAGCUACAGGGUGUGAAAUGAAUACUACUGAAAUUGCACAUUAGAUAACCAAAGAUCCUAAACAAUUCAUCUUUCUUCAGCUGAAACCAGAAGAAGUCUGGAAACAAGAAUCAAACUGUGAUGUUCUAUACUCUGCAUACUUUUGAAUAUUGACCACUUUCAUGAUACUCAAAAACCAUGACUGCUGACUUUGUGUGCUGCCUUCUCAUAAUAAGUUCCAAAACGCAUAAGUUGCAAUGUGACAUUUUGCACUGAAAUAAAUUGAACCUUCAGGAUCGUAUGACCCCGAAUGAUGCAGUAAAGAAUUUCCCCAGUCAUUAAGCUGAAAAUGACAAUCAUAAUGAGCACUUACUUUAGCGGGUCAUUGUGGAUUUUGUGUGAUGUGAUUAAUCCGUUCUUCCCCAACUAUUUUUACAUCAUCUCCCUAAAAACAUUUCAGACUAUAUGUAUAUUUCACCUGUGGUUUUGUUCCUAUGAUUUCAGUAUAUUAAACCCCACAGGCAAAUAAAUGAUUAAAUACUGUUUUUUGCUGUUAAACAGCAGCAGUCGUUUGUAUUGCUAAGAGUAAUUUAAGAUGAAAAAAGCAGAUACAAAAGGCACAGAUAUAAUCUGGUACUUUCCAUUAUUCAUUUUUUCCUUUAUGCUUGUUUGGCUGCAAAUAAAAAUCAAGCCUUUCUACAUAAAUAAGAGCGAUUUAUUUUUCCAAAUGUAUGAUGCAACUGAAUUUGUACAUAUGGAAGGGAAAUUCAGGCCCCUGUCUCACCAUGACUGUCUAGUGGAAAUGUGGUUGGAUGGAUGGUUGGAUGGAUGGAUGGAUGGAUGGAUGGAUGGAUGUAUGAAAGUUAUCAUUUUGAAGGGGGACACAGAUUUUCACAUACACUCAAUAUGUAAAAACGAAAUUCAACAUAGAUGCACAAAUUAAUAUGGUGCUUAAUAGUCCGAUAAGUCUGUGAAACACUGAAAUACUGCUUUUUUAAAAUACUUUUGUUGUUAUACUAUGUAUCAGUUUACAAAAUUUCAUUCCCAUUGGCAAAAAAGCAGUUGCGUAUAUUAACUAUUUACAAGUAUGACAAGCAUUGGGUAUUAGAGCUGCUAUUGUCUGGGACUUUAAUACAAUACAAUGCAUUUUUAUAAUCAACAGUGCUGAGUCUUAGAAGAGAUUUACACUGAAAUCAAAAAUAUUGGAUUAGGUAUUAACGCCUCAAGGAUUCAAUCUUAGAAACCCAUGAUAAGCUGGGAUAGCUGGUGAUGGAACUGAAAAUGUAUGUAAGAAGCUCACGGUUCCAGCUGUCUUGCAGUAGCAGCUAUUGUACUUCAGUAAACCAAAUUUCAUGUUGUGGCAUGCACUGUGAUGAUUGCUCAUCAUUGGUUUUAAAUGCAAGCACUUGAAAUCCUGUAUUGGAACGAAUGUCUGAUUUGUUUUUGGUUCCUGCAAAAAUACCAAAAAAAAAAUAACAUGUAUUUCUUAAUUGAAAGAUUUUACACCAUUGUAAAAAUAGCACUUUAUCAUUUGUUUAUUUGUUUAUUAAUGGUAAUCUAAACCAGGAUUCUAUAGCUGUAUAUUUUUUUCAAGGCAUCUGGGCAUUUCCCUGGUUCCUGGUAGUUUGAACAUUGCUCAUUCUUUGAUUUAAUGCUUUUUUAAAUGUAGUGAUGGCCAAAUGAAGUAUUAUGAACCAUUUGCUGUAUUUUCUGACCCCACUAGAUGGUGCUCUUGGUUUACUUUGGGACAUGCUUUGAGCCCUUUUAUGAACAGUGAGCACCAUCUAGUGGAGUCAGGAAAAUACAGCAAAUGGUUAAUGAAGCUUCAUUUGGCCAUCAUUAUUUUAAGUAGAGUACAACUUUGGUCAUUACAUUCUGUGUAAAAGUGUAAGUGGUUCAUUCAGUGAGAAAUGCUGCAGUGGAGUCUCAUUGGAACCACUGUUCUAGUUUGGCGAAAUAUUAAACCACUUGACAUGCUCCUUUUAGAGAGGCUGUAGCUUUGCACUGUCUGUUCACGAGUUAGGAGUGAAGUGGUGAAGUAGUCACAACCUUAUGUUUUGGCACGAUGUUUCCCAAGCCAGUCCACAUUCUUGCUCGCUCAAAGCUCCCAGCCAAUCAAGAACACCAAAAUCCUGGGUGAGAGAGAAAACAUGGACUGUCUGGGGGGGUCCCCUAGGACUGGCUUUGGAAACACUGUCUUAGCACUUAAUUUGACAUAUUUGAGGUAUACAGAUUUUUUGGUGACUAGGAAACACUUACAUUUACAGAUAUUAGAUCUUAAUGUGUAUAUUCUGUUGUAUUUUGUGGAAUACGAUGGCUUUUUUAGACUGAUGGUAAUAUGUGGGAUGUUUAUUAAAUUAUGAAUUUCAUGCAUUUUACCAUUUUCCUUUCAGGGCAAUAAUUGAUACGCGAAAAACAUUAUAAUUACAUAUAAAUGCUAUUUCCAAAAAAUAUAACUAAAGUAAUAUUUAUUUUUUCUGAAUAUGAUGAAAUAGUUAUUUGUGGAUUGUAUGUGUGCUCAGCUGCUGUAAUAUACCUCAAACUGUUACGUCGAUUUACGCAAACUUUUUUGAGAUAUGGUAAUCCUUCUUUCAGAAUCAUCAGAUUGAUUGUUGCAUGGUAAUGUGUGAAUUUCUUGCAUUGUUUUGCUGUGGUUACUAACGAGACAUGUUCAGCACUGAACAAAGUACUUCACAAAUAAUUAAAAGUUAAAACAACUGUUGAAAGGUGAA
Messenger RNA from Paramormyrops kingsleyae, 5990 nucleotides. It is a transcript of the gene pgm2l1, whose product is annotated as phosphoglucomutase 2-like 1. Gene Ontology annotation, biological process: carbohydrate metabolic process. NCBI's taxonomy places the organism in Eukaryota, Metazoa, Chordata, Actinopteri, Osteoglossiformes, Mormyridae. Gene Ontology annotation, cellular component: nucleus. The record is from RefSeq and is a predicted model, not a curated record. Gene Ontology annotation, molecular function: intramolecular phosphotransferase activity; glucose-1,6-bisphosphate synthase activity; magnesium ion binding.